This is a messenger RNA of Stegastes partitus (bicolor damselfish), 2313 nucleotides long. RefSeq names its product ribosomal protein S6 kinase b, polypeptide 1b (gene rps6kb1b). The coding region runs from base 90 to 1610 and encodes 506 amino acids. The record is from RefSeq and is a predicted model, not a curated record. The transcript is spliced from 15 exons. Gene Ontology annotation, biological process: signal transduction; protein phosphorylation. NCBI's taxonomy places the organism in Eukaryota, Metazoa, Chordata, Actinopteri, Pomacentridae. Gene Ontology annotation, molecular function: ATP binding; protein serine/threonine kinase activity.
UUAUGGCGGCGGUGUGUGUUUGUCCAUGAGGUGGGGGACGCCUGCAAUUCUUGCGGUCUGUGACAGAGCGAUCCGAGCGAACCGCUGCCAUGGCUGGAGUGUUUGACAUUGAUUUGGACCAGCCGGAGGAAAAUGUGUCCGACGACGAGAAUGAGGAGGCUCAAAUCAAUGAUAUCAUGGACCAGUGCAGUGGAUUUGAGUUCAACAUGGACGAUUGUGAGAAGAUCGAGAUUUCUGAGGAUAACGUCAAUCAGGGGACGGAGAACAUCAGACCGGAGUGCUUUGAGCUGCUGCGUGUCUUGGGGAAGGGCGGUUAUGGAAAGGUUUUCCAAGUUCGAAAAGUUGUUGGAGCUGCAUCAGGCAAAAUCUUUGCCAUGAAAGUUUUAAAAAAGGCUAUGAUUGUGCGCAAUGCCAAGGACACGGCCCACACCAAGGCAGAGAGGAACAUCCUGGAGGAAGUGAAGCAUCCCUUCAUUGUCGAUCUCAUCUACGCCUUCCAGACAGGAGGAAAGCUGUACCUCAUCCUGGAGUACCUGAGCGGAGGAGAACUCUUCAUGCAGCUGGAGCGGGAGGGCAUCUUCAUGGAAGACACAGCCUGCUUUUACCUGGCAGAAAUCUCCAUGGCUCUGGGUCACCUGCACCAGAAGGGCAUCAUCUACAGAGACCUAAAACCUGAGAACAUUAUGCUUAACAGCCAAGGUCAUGUAAAGUUAACAGACUUUGGGCUGUGUAAAGAAUCCAUUCAUGACGGCACGGUUACCCACACUUUCUGUGGCACAAUUGAAUACAUGGCCCCAGAGAUCCUGAUGAGAAGUGGACACAACAGAGCAGUGGACUGGUGGAGUCUGGGCGCUCUGAUGUACGACAUGCUCACAGGAGCGCCACCAUUCACCGGGGAAAACCGGAAAAAGACCAUUGACAAGAUCCUGAAGUGUAAGCUCAGCCUCCCGCCCUACCUCACACAAGAAGCUAGAGACCUCCUGAAACGGUUGCUGAAGAGAAACGCCUCGUCGCGGCUGGGAGCUGGAGUAGGAGAUGCCACAGAGGUGCAGGCUCAUCCCUUCUUUCGACACAUCAACUGGGAGGAUUUGUUGGCUCGGAAAGUGGAGCCUCCCUUCAAGCCUUUCCUGCAAUCAGCUGAAGACGUGAGUCAGUUUGACUCAAAGUUCACCAGUCAGACACCAGUCGACAGCCCGGAUGACUCGACCCUCAGUGAGAGUGCCAAUCAAGCCUUCCUGGGUUUCACAUAUGUUGCUCCAUCAGUCCUGGAAAACAUCAAAGAAAAGUUCUCAUUUGAGCCAAAAAUCCGCUCACCUCGACGGAUCAUGGGCAGCCCAAGAACACCUCUCAGCCCAGUCAAGUUCUCAGGGGGGGACUGUUGGGCCCGGAGCCCCCUCCUUCCCAGCGGAGGACCGAGUAGUGUCCUUCAGUCUCCUCAGGACCAGGCCAUGGAACUGUCCACCCCCGAGCAGAUGGACGUCACGAGCAGCUCCGAGGCCUCGGCCCCUCUCCCCAUCCGUCAGCCUGCUGGGGUCAACCUUGCUCAGAUGAAGCAGCAGGCCUAUCCUGUGGUGGCCAAACGACCGGAGCAUCUACGUAUGAACCUAUGACCCGCCGCAACCGUUUAGGAGAGUUUAUUUCUUGACUCUUUAUUAUUUUUUUUUCCUUUGUUGAUAUUUUUUAAGAAACAAAGCAAAAAGAUAUGGAUGCUAGAGACAAUGAAAAUCCAAAAUUGCACAUCCGCACACUACAUAUACUGUCACAACCUGGAGUUUGUGCGUGUGCCUGGGAUUCCAGCGUGCUACAGAUAAGUGCUACCGACGACAUCACCGUCUCACCACUUCCCCUUCGACACCUCAGGUCUGUUGACCUCCAUCUUCUGCUCCUUCACCCCUAAGAACUGGACUGGUAGGAAUCUUUUCAGGAGCUCCAGCCUGUGUAUGACCGGGAAGGUUAUAAUGUAUCACACAGUAUGCAAGCGCUUCAAAGUGAACUGCAGUCAGUCUAGUGUAGUAGAAGAUGUCCAAAGUGCUUUGUGCUAUUUGAAUGAAUGCCAGUGAGGAAACUGCUUCCAUUGGAAGAUUUUGACAGUACUUCUUCUUAGACAAGAUGCUUCCCUAGCUCUGAAUUAAAUAAUAUGAAUUAGGUUUAUUAUUUAAAAAGAUCAAAGAAAAUCAUUGUAACGGACAAGCAGAGGUUCUGGUGUUGAUGAAUAUAGCUUUAUGUCUUACGAAGUUUUACAAAAUGAACUGCAUUAACUGUGCUAUACAUCAAUGAUGAAUCAGAGAGCCUAAAUUAAAGAGGAAAAAACAA